CUUUGUUUUUUUCUCGUUUGUCUCAUCUUUCAACAACCUGAUAACAACCAAAUUACAAUUCGUCCUUAUCGCAAGGGACGAUUCUCUCACGAGCAUAACCGUCAUUUUACAACGUUCAAACCUUAAUCUCUUGUACAAUACUCUGUGAUUAUAAGAAGACAAACACAAUCAUUCUACUUAUAUUUAUAAAAGCAAACCCUCUCAGCAGCUCAGAGUGUUUGAUAAAUCUUCCUCCAAGUCAACAUAAGCAACUCUGUUUCUCCUUUUACCCCAUCUCUAAUAUUAUUUGAUCAAACUAAUUGCACGUUGCAGAUUAAUCAGAAGAAAAUGGAUAAGAUUGCGGAUUUUUACAUAAAUCUCAUGAAGCACACUUGUAAGAGAAGAGUUAAACGUAGCAGCUGAGUAAUAACAUUUAUUACGUCCAACACUUCAACACCUUCGACAUGAUCUAAGAACAAAGAAAAGAAAGCAAAAAAAAAACAUAGCCUUCAAAAGCCUAACAUCCCAAAAAAAAAAAAAAAAGAGUUAGAUCUUACUUUCUCAAAGACAAUGAGAGUUUGACAAAACUUUUCUCCUCUCUUUUAUUACUCUUUUCUCUCUCUAAGAGCAUUGCUUGUGUUGGUAGUUCUCAAACCGGGUCCAACAAUGUCAUUCACACCAGGUCACGAUCUAUAAGGAAACAGAUACACAUAGUCAAAAGCACAACUACAAAGUGUGACUAUACGUUUUUGCAUCCCAUGGAAGAAAGGAUACUGAUACGUACGAAGCAGAACGACCGCCGAUCCUGUUUCACUAUAGGAGAAGAGGACAAACAUCUGAGAAAUGAUGAGAAGGACAGCUGGCUAGCGAGUAGAGUCGAGUAAGAAUAAAGGAAUAAAGGUCGUUAUCAAGAAGAUCUGCAGCACAUGGCCUGUCGAGGAUGUGCUGACGUGACUCGCAAACGUUUGAGGAAACGCAGAACGCUUGUGGGCAUUCACGAGAUCCUAGGAGUCUAUAAAAGAGAGGAGAGAGUAGUUGGUUAUGUCAUCAUUGGAUUGAUCAAAGUUGUAGUAGGGAGAGAGAGUCCUUUAACGUCUCUGUAAUACUUUGUUCAGUGAAUACAAACAAUCUUUUCUCCUAAGUUCUGAGAGUUCAUACUUAAGAAAUAAGUUGAUCUUAUUAACUUGGUAUCAGAGCUCGUAGAUCUAAGGGAAACGAUGGCACCAAAGAGAAACGAGGCAGAAUCAACCGCGGACCAGAUGCAGCAGCAGAUGGGUCGCAUCUCACUUCUGGAGCAGAGCAUGACCAAGGUCGAUGCGAUGGAGCAGACCUUGGCGGUGAUGCAACAGCAGAUGAGCGCUUUCUUUGGCCGGUUGGAGCAGGAGAAGAACGAGCAGGCGAGAGAGAAGGCUCGUUCGCUCGAAGCCGCCAAAGGAAAAGCUCAUCAGGAAGAAGAAACAUCAGUCGGAGAAGGAUCUUCACCGGUAACGACUAAAGCCGGCCAGGUCCUGGAUCAGACACCGAUUUCGGUGGAGGAAGAAGGAUCAGAGAGGAAGGGAGCGUUUUCUCAGGGAUCCAGUCAGAUGGAGGAAGACUAUCGGAACAAAAGAUUGGCCCGCCGGCUUGAGCUACCCUUGUUCGAUGGCGAACAAGCAGAUAGCUGGGUGCUGAGGGCGGAUCAGUAUUUUGAGAUCAGUGAGUUCACAGAGGAACAGAAGCUGAAAGCGGUGAAGAUGUGUUUCGUUGAAGACGCACUUUUGUGGUAUCGUUGGGAGCGUGAUAGAGACCCAUUCCGGAGUUGGAGUCAGCUGAAGGAGAGGGUGUUGGAGCAAUACUCGACGGCGAGAGAUACGUCAGCCGGCGAGAGGCUCCUCCGCCUCCGACAGGAAGGGUCUGUCAAAGACUACUGUCGGGAGUUUAUAUCGCUGGCGACAAACGCACCGGAGCUGACGGACGCGGUGUUGGAAAUGGCGUUCAUGAAUGGGUUAAAACCACGCAUUCGAGCGGGAGUGAGAAUGUUCGAGCCAAAAACGUUGCAAAAGAUGAUGAGUUUAGCUCGGAAGGUGGAAGAAUGGGAGGGAGACAACGGGGAAGACGAUUCGAAACCCUACCCCAGUUUAGCAGGCCGUAACCCGAAACCCAAUAACCGCAGUGACGAGACGACUAAUAAGUUGAGCUUUAAUGGGCCUAAUCAACAAAAGUCCAAGCCCAACUACACGUCAAGCCUGUCACCGCAGAAGGACAAAGGGGUUGCGGGAAAGACUACGACCUAUCACAAUAGGGUAAAGGCUCCGUUUCGCCGUCUGACGCCGGCAGAGAUCGAGCAACGGAGGUCGGCCGGUCUCUGUUUUCGCUGCGACGAGAAGUUCUUCCGGAACCACAAGUGUCCCAAGCCGGAACUCACGGUGUUGAUUAUGCACGACGAUGGGAAGGAAGAGGUGUUCGACGAAGAGCCGUGUGAGCUGCUAGAUGAGGAGGAGAACGAAGUCGAGGCAGUGGUGGCAGAGGUCUCAAUUAGCUCUGUUGUUGGUCUGACCUCAUCUCGCACGAUGAAGUUAAAAGGGGAGUUGGGAGGAGAGGAGGUGACUGUCCUUAUCGACAGCGGCGCCUCUCACAAUUUCAUUUCGGAGAAGAUGGCUAGUCGAAUGGGACUCAUAACGAAGAACACAACACGCUACGGGGUAAUGGUGGCUGGUGGAGUUAAAGUGCAAGGGAGAGGGGUGAUUACAGGAGUAGAGUUGAAGUUGCAAGACUGUACCAUUCACACGAGUUUUCUGCCUCUGGAGCUGGGUAUAGCAGACGUGAUUUUGGGAGUACAGUGGCUCGACACACUGGGUGAAAUGCGAGUUAACUGGAAACUGCAGAGGAUGAAAAUCAGGUUGUCUGGGGAGUGGGUUCUGAUACAGGGAGAUCCCAGCCUUCAUUCAGCAGGAGUGUCUUUGAAGUCGAUUUGGAAAACGUUGGAGGAAGAAGGAGAGGGUAUUGUAGUGGAGUUUGGAGGAUUGCAGGCUGGGGAAACGGGAUUUCCCGUGACCGUCGAUCAGGAGUGGCAGGCCGUGUUGGGACAGUACGCUGGGGUGUUUCAAGAACCCACAGGACUGCCACCAUCAAGAGGGAAGGAGCACGCUAUAUUGCUGGAGGCAGGAGCCAGUCCCGUUAGUGUCAGACCAUUCCGUUAUCCUCAAGCACAGAAGACGGAGAUUGAGAAGCAGAUCGGUCUGAUGCUGGCAGCAGGGAUUAUAAAGGAAAGCAAUAGCCCAUUCUCAAGUCCGGUGUUAUUGGUGAAGAAGAAAGACGGAAGUUGGAGGUUUUGCGUAGACUAUCGAGCUCUCAAUCGAGUCACCAUAGCAGACAAGUACCCAAUACCAAUGAUCGAUCAACUCUUGGAUGAGCUCCAUGGCGCCGUGGUGUUCUCGAAGCUCGACCUCCGCUCAGGCUACCAUCAAAUUCUGGUAAAGUCUGAGGAUGUUCCAAAAACAGCUUUCCGCACGCACGACGGACAUUACGAGUUCCUCGUCAUGCCAUUUGGGCUCUCCAACGCUCCAGCAACGUUCCAGUCUCUUAUGAAUGAUGUAUUCAGACCUCAUUUGCGCCGGUUUGUCCUGGUCUUUUUUGACGACAUCCUGGUCUACAGCAAGACAAAGGAGGCGCAUGAGAGGCACUUGGAGAUUGUAUUGGGGCUGCUGGAGAAGAACCGUCUCUACGCAAACAGGAAGAAAUGUCACUUUGGUUGUGAGAAGGUAGAGUAUUUGGGUUAUGUGAUCUCAGCACAAGGGGUGGCGGCGGAUCCAGAAAAGAUACGAGCGAUGGUUAACUGGCCAGUACCAAGAGUAGUGAAAGAGUUGAGAGGGUUCCUUGGUCUCACCGGCUACUACAGGAAAUUCGUGCUAGGCUAUGGGAGUAUAGCACGACCUUUGACCUCUCUGUUACAGAAGGAUCAGUUUUUUUGGAACCAGGAAGCAACAGAGGCAUUCAGGGGGUUGAAGGAAGCCAUGACCAGUCCCGGUCUUGGCGAUGCCAAAUUUCGAGGAGCUGUUUGUGGUAGAAUCAGACGCGUCUGGUGUAGGGUUGGGAGCGGUAUUGAUGCAGCAACAGCGGCCUAUAGCAUAUUUCAGUCAAGCGUUGACUGCUCGCCAGAAGCUCAAAUCAGUCUAUGAGAGGGAGCUCAUGGCGAUAGUGUUCGCUGUGCAGAAAUGGAGACACUACCUAUUGGGGCGAAGGUUUGUAGUAAAGACGG
Brassica napus (rape) is the source of this 4216-nucleotide messenger RNA. RefSeq lists its product as uncharacterized. Gene Ontology annotation, molecular function: aspartic-type endopeptidase activity. NCBI's taxonomy places the organism in Eukaryota, Viridiplantae, Streptophyta, Magnoliopsida, Brassicales, Brassicaceae. Gene Ontology annotation, biological process: proteolysis. The transcript has a single exon. The record is from RefSeq and is a predicted model, not a curated record. The coding region runs from base 1197 to 4136 and encodes 979 amino acids.